This is a messenger RNA of Anopheles stephensi (Asian malaria mosquito), 1355 nucleotides long. RefSeq names its product cyclin-K. The coding region runs from base 105 to 1235 and encodes 376 amino acids. Gene Ontology annotation, biological process: regulation of transcription by RNA polymerase II; positive regulation of DNA-templated transcription, elongation. NCBI's taxonomy places the organism in Eukaryota, Metazoa, Arthropoda, Insecta, Diptera, Culicidae. The record is from RefSeq and is a predicted model, not a curated record. Gene Ontology annotation, cellular component: nucleus; cyclin/CDK positive transcription elongation factor complex. The transcript is spliced from 2 exons. Gene Ontology annotation, molecular function: cyclin-dependent protein serine/threonine kinase activator activity.
GCGCUUCAGCUGUCAAUGGGGUUGUUUACAAAGAUCUCGCGUAAAUAUCAUCCGUGGUGGAACAAAUAUAAAGUGUACUGCAAAUAUAAAUCUACCCAGCCACGAUGCCAAAUUGGUAUUACGAUAAAAAGGACCUCAGAAACACACCGUCGGCGAGGGAUGGUGUCGAUUACGAGACGGAACGGCGAUACCGCAAAGAGGGCGCACGGUUCAUCAUGGAAGCCGGGGCAUCGAUGAGUCUAGGGCACAACACCGUCGCUACAGGCGUUGUUUACUUCCAUCGGUUUUACAUGUUUCACUCGUUCCGGACGUUCCCACGGUUUGUGACGGCCAGCUGCUGCCUGUUUCUAGCCGGCAAGGUUGAAGAAACGCCCAAGAAGUGUAAAGACAUAAUCAAAACCGCUCGUGGGCUGCUGUCGGACGAGAAAUUCCAAUCGUUCGGGGAUGACCCGAAGGAGGAAGUAAUGACACUGGAGCGCAUCCUGCUUCAAACAAUCAAAUUCGACCUGCAGGUCGAACACCCGUACUCGUUCCUGGUGAAGUACGCCAAAUGCCUGAAGGGUGACUCGGCCAAGCUACAGAAAAUGGUGCAGAUGGCAUGGAACUUUGUGAACGAUUCGCUCAGCACCACGGUAUCGAUUCAGUGGGAGCCGGAAAUUAUUGCCGUGGCACUGAUUUACCUGGCCAGCAAGCUGAGCAAAUUUACCGUAGUAGACUGGAUUGGCAAAAAGUCGGAACAUUUAAAAUGGUGGGACAUGUUUGUGCAGGAUGUGACGAUGGAAAUCCUAGAGGAGAUAUGCCAUCAGGUGUUGGAUCUUUACCAGCCUACGCAGGCGGAAAGUGCACCGCCGAAGAGUCCACCUCAACUUCCACCCAGCAAAGCAUCUCCACCGAUGAAGCGGGCAAAUAUAUCGCCGAUCACUAGCAAAAAUUCGCCCAACAUUGCAGUCAAGACUCCGUUGCCGCCUUUACCUCCAUCGGAAGUGGAAUCCAAUCCCAUCCCGAAGCAUAUCACAACGGAAAACCCACACUAUCCCUAUCCUCCUUAUCCGAUGCAUCCCGUGCCACCAUUGCUACCGCAAAGCCAUGGCCCACCGCCACCAUAUGGGACGAUGCCGCCAGCAAUGCCACCCCAACCGCCUCAAACGUGGCAACACUAUCAGCACCCGAACGCGAACAAAUACUACCCGCCUGGGCCACCUCCGGGAAGGAAUUCGUACUAUCCUCCUCAGUAGUACCGGACAGCCGCGCAUCAUUAGUUAAGCAAUUUUGAUAUGAGGCAAAUCAACCAACAAAUACUGAUGUGUAAAAUACAACUUUAAAGAACGUACAUGGCAGACACGUUCAAUUACUUC